ACAACUUUCCAAUCGCUACUGCCAGCCAAAGGUGCCCGUUCAUAUAUAUAAACAAUUAACCCCUUGUCCUAUAUAAAGAACUUGUUGUCUCGUCCCUCGUAUUGCAACUCACAACAAACAUGACCUCCAUGGCUUUCCACAGCUUCAUGCUCCUCCUGCUAUUGGUCAUGAUGCGCCAAUCAUCAGUUGAGUCCGGCCCUUCUUCUUCUUCCUCUUACCCAACACCAUCCGCAUCUAAUGUCAGAGCCGCGUACUGGCCUUCCGGCAGUGACUUCUCUCCCUCUUCAAUAAACACAGACUACUUCACCCACAUUUACUAUGCCUUCCUGGAGCCCGACCCCGCUGACUCUUUCAAGCUUGGCGUCACCGAAUCUGCCGAGACUGAGAUCCGCAAAUUCAUCAGCGGCCUCCAUUCCCGCAACCCUCCUGUCAAGACUCUCUUAUCCAUCGGAGGAGGAAGCAGCAACUCCUCCGCCUUCUCCGCCAUGGCGAGCACCCCUCAGACUCGUUCCGUCUUCAUCAAUUCCACCAUCCAAGUGGCUCGCCGCUACGGUUUCGACGGUCUCGACCUCGACUGGGAGUUCCCUGACACCGCAAAAGACAUGUCCAACCUCGCUCUCUUGUUUCAGGAAUGGCACCAGGCUCUGGUUCUGGACUCCAGAAUUCAACGCAAGCCACGCUUGCUUUUAACAUCCGCAGUGUACUACGCCAACACAAUAGUGCUCAUCGGUAACGAGCCGAGGUCGUAUCCGGCCGAAGCAAUACGCAGAUUCUUGGACUGGGCUAGUCCCAUGAACUUUGACUAUCACGGAGCCUGGUCUAACUUCACGGGGGUCAACGCCGCUCUCUUCGAUCCAAAGAGCAACAUUAGCACCCACUACGGCAUCGGGUCGUGGAUCCGGGCCGGCGUGCCUCCUUCUAAGCUCGUCAUGGGCUUGCCUUUGUAUGGGCGGACGUGGAAGCUUGCGGACCCAAAAGUUCAUGGAAUUGGGGCUCCAGCGGUGGGGCCUGCCACUGAUACUGAUGGGACCAUGGAUUACGAUAGGAUUUUAGAGUUCAAUAAGGAGAAUGGGGCUACUGUUGUUUAUGAUGGGCUUAGCGUGUCCUAUUACUCUUACGUUGGCACCUCUUGGAUCACAUAUGAUGAUGUCUGGUCCAUUAAAAGGAAGGUCCAGUUUGCUCGCUCUUUGGGCUUGCAUGGCUACUUCUUUUGGGCCGUUAAUAAGGACAAGGACUGGGCCCUCUCCAGACAAGCUUCGAAUACAUGGGGACGUGGAGGGUACUAAGUCGCUGUCUAUUCAGAAAGAGCCCCGGGUCAUGCGAUGUUCAAACCUUCGAUGCAGAAUUAGAGCGUUGGAAUUGGACCAACUACAGACUUUAAUCCAAAACAUUCGUUCACCUGACAUUAGAAGUGGAGCAUCAAAAUAAAGGUUGCCUCCUGUUCGAUUAUGGCAGUCUAUAUGCAAAUGUACAAGUCCGUUGACGUGUAAUUGGAAAAUGCUAUCCUAGCUUUAGUCCAGUAACAGUAUGAAUUUUUACUAUAUUUUGGAA
This is a messenger RNA of Prosopis cineraria, 1551 nucleotides long. RefSeq names its product class V chitinase CHIT5-like. Gene Ontology annotation, molecular function: chitin binding; chitinase activity. Bases 120 to 1286 code for a protein of 388 amino acids. Lineage: Eukaryota; Viridiplantae; Streptophyta; Magnoliopsida; Fabales; Fabaceae. Gene Ontology annotation, biological process: chitin catabolic process; carbohydrate metabolic process. The record is from RefSeq and is a predicted model, not a curated record. The transcript has 2 exons. Gene Ontology annotation, cellular component: extracellular region.